Molecule: messenger RNA, 474 nt
Organism: Aspergillus sclerotioniger CBS 115572
Lineage: Eukaryota; Fungi; Ascomycota; Eurotiomycetes; Eurotiales; Aspergillaceae
Exons: 1
Coding region: 1-474 (157 amino acids)
Source: RefSeq, a predicted model, not a curated record
AUGACUGGCUGUACGUACGUACGCAGAUUUGAUGAUCAGUUCCGUCUAUCAACAGGGAUCGUACGGAAGCAACCGGUCUUUCUGUCUCCAACAGCCAGAGGCAGUGUGAAGAUCCUGGACUUCAUGAAGAAAUGGUUCACAAGCAACCAGGGAUCAUACCAGGUCUAUGUGAUCAUUCAGCGCCGUACAAUACCUUCCUCUACUACAGAUGAGGCAGAGACCAAGAUCAAGAAGGAGAAGAAGAUCAAAAAGAAGAUCAUUGAAGAGGAGGAGUCAGUUGUACAAGAGGGAUCAACCGUACGAGAAGAUCAGGACGAUCUUGAUACUCUGGAUGCUGAGAUAGAGGCUUUUGAUGCUUCUCUAAAGCGUCCACUACCCCAGUCUCCCUCUCCACCUCAUCGUACGAGAAAGAGAUAUGUGAUCAGGGAGGAUGACAAGAAUCGGGCGGCUGAGUAUGGGCCAUCAGGUCUCUGA